AACCUUGCUGUCGCUGCGCACGCAUGCGCACUGGCGGACGGCCGUGACUAGACAUUCGGUCAUAGGAGCGGUGGAGGGGGGCGCUCGAGCCACGUCGGUGAAACAAAUCAACGCUUGGAGGCAGAUUACAAAGAGGGUCCCUGCUGCUCAUCCAGGAGCAGGAGAUCCAGGGCAAUGUCGACACCAGAUCCCCCCAUGGGAGGCACCCCGCGCCCAGGUCCUUCCCCUGGGCCGGGUCCCUCCCCUGGGGCUAUGCUGGGCCCCAGCCCCGGGCCUUCUCCAGGCUCCUCUCACAGUAUGAUGGGCCCCAGCCCUGGUCCUCCCUCCUCUGGACACUCACAGCCAGGGCCCUCUGGAUACAACCAGGACAACAUGCACCCUCUGCACAAACCAAUGGAGGGCAUGCAUGAGAAGAGCAUGAGUGAGGAGAGCCGCUUCAGUCAGAUGAAGGGACUGUCUAUGAGACAGGGCGGACACAGUGGUAUGGGCCCCCCACCCAGUCCUCUGGACCAACACUCACAAGGGUACCACUCUCCAUUAGGUGGCUCUGACCACUCCAGCCCUGUCCCUUCAAAUGGCCCUCCCUCCGGUCCUCUUAUGCCAUCGUCCUCUUCUUCCUCAUCCUCCGGUGGCCCCGGCUCCGCCUCUGCACCUUUAGAUGGCCCCGGUGGAGAUCAGCACACACUGGGUCCUAAUAACCGUCCUGGUCCCCCAGGUAGCUCUAACCCAGGCCCCAGCCCUGGACCCAGUCUUGGAUCCAGUGUCCCGAGCCUUGGAUCUGGCCUUGAAUCUGGUGGCCCUACUGGCCCUGGAGGUCCUGGAGGCCCUGGCGGCCCAACUCCCUUCAACCAGAACCAACUCCACCAACUCAGAGCCCAGAUUAUGGCUUAUAAAAUGCUGGCUCGGGGACAGCCCCUGCCAGACCACCUUCAGAUGGCUGUCCAGGGGAAGAGGCCAAUGCCUGGGAUGCAGCAGCAGCAGCCCAUGCCCAGCCUGGCUCCUGGAGCUGGAGGUGGGCCAGGAGGUGGACCAGCAGGACCUGGGCCUGGGCCAAUGGGCUCAGGCUACAGCCGAGCUCAUGGUAUGAUGGGUCCCAACAUGCCCCCACCAGGCCCAUCAGGGACCCCAGCUGUGAUGCAGGGACAAAACCCAAAUGGGCCACCCAAGUCUUGGCCUGAAGGUCCCUUGGUGAAUGCAGCAGCUCCCUCAAACGCACCCCAAAAGUUGAUCCCCCCUCAGCCCACUGGCCGGCCCUCUCCUGCACCCCCUUCAGUUCCCCCCGCCGCCUCCCCAGUAAUGCCUCCGCAGACGCAGUCCCCCGGCCAGCCAGCGCAGCCUACCCCCAUGAUGCCUUACCACGCCAAGCAAAACCGCAUUACCCCCAUACAGAAACCCUGCGGCCUCGACCCAGUGGAGAUACUGCAGGAGAGGGAGUACAGGUUACAGGCUCGUAUCACUCAUCGCAUUGCUGAACUGGAGAACCUGCCGGGUUCUCUUGCUGGUGAUUUACGUACCAAAGCUACUAUAGAGCUCAAAGCCCUUCGACUGCUUAACUUCCAGAGACAGCUGCGUCAAGAGGUGGUGGUGUGUAUGCGUCGUGACACAGCUCUAGAGACUGCCCUUGAUGCUAAGGCCUACAAGCGUAGCAAGCGUCAGUCUCUGCGAGAGGCCCGGAUCACAGAGAAACUGGAGAAACAGCAGAAGAUUGAGCAAGAGCGCAAACGCAGGCAGAAACAUCAGGAGUACCUCAACAGCAUCCUCCAGCACGCCAAAGACUUCAAAGAGUACCACCGUUCAAUUACAGGCAAAAUUCAGAAACUGACCAAAGCUGUGGCCACUUACCAUGCCAACACUGAACGAGAGCAGAAGAAGGAGAAUGAGCGUAUUGAGAAAGAGAGGAUGAGGAGGCUUAUGGUAAGAGGAAAACAUAAUGGCACCACAAAGACACAGUUAACACACAAGCAUUCACAUUACACACUUACCAUUACACACAUCCUCCAUCCUCCUGUACAUACUGGAUAUGUGUCUGUGUCUUUCCAGGCUGAGGAUGAGGAGGGCUACCGAAAACUGAUCGACCAGAAGAAGGACAAGCGUCUGGCCUACCUGCUGCAGCAAACUGAUGAGUAUGUUGCCAACCUCACCGAGCUGGUCAGAGCUCACAAGGCUGCACAGGCCCUCAAAGAAAAGAAGAAGAAGAAGAAGAAAAAGAAGAAGUUAGAGAAUGCUGAGGGUCAGACUCCUGCCUUGGGCCCUGAUGGAGAGCCACUGGAUGAGACGAGUCAGAUGAGUGACCUGCCUGUAAAGGUCAUCCAUGUUGACAGUGGAAACAUCCUGACAGGGGUGGACGCUCCUAAAGCUGGACAGCUGGAGACCUGGCUGGAGAUGAACCCUGGUUAUGAGGUGGCACCCCGCUCAGACAGUGAAGACAGUGAGGAGGAGGAAGAGGAGGAGGAGGAAGAAGAGGAGCCACAGCCUUCUGCAGCUCCAGUGGAGGAAAAGAAGAAGAUUACAGACCCCGACAGUGAAGACGUGUCAGAGGUGGACGUCCGACACAUCAUCGAAAAUGCAAAGCAGGAUGUGGAUGACGAGUACAGCGGUGCAGCCUUCGCUCGAGGGCUCCAGUCUUAUUACUCAGUGGCUCACGCUGUCACAGAGAAAGUGGAGAAACAGUCCAGUUUGUUAAUAAAUGGACAACUCAAACAGUAUCAGAUUAAAGGGCUGGAGUGGCUUGUUUCCCUCUACAACAACAACCUGAAUGGGAUCCUGGCGGACGAGAUGGGUCUGGGAAAAACCAUCCAGACUAUCGCCCUCAUCACGUACCUCAUGGAGCACAAACGUCUCAAUGGACCCUACCUCAUCAUUGUACCCCUUUCAACUCUUUCUAACUGGGUGUAUGAGUUUGACAAAUGGGCACCGACAGUCGUCAAAGUGUCCUACAAGGGGUCUCCUGCUGCCAGAAGAGCCUUCGUUCCCCAACUACGUAGUGGAAAAUUUAAUGUUUUACUCACCACCUACGAGUACAUCAUCAAGGAUAAACAAGUACUGGCCAAGAUCCGUUGGAAGUACAUGAUCGUUGAUGAGGGCCACCGUAUGAAGAACCACCACUGUAAGCUGACCCAGGUCUUGAACACACACUACCUUGCCCCACGGCGAGUCCUCCUGACGGGGACACCGUUGCAGAACAAGCUGCCUGAGCUCUGGGCGCUGCUCAACUUCCUCCUGCCUACUAUCUUCAAGAGUUGCAGCACCUUUGAGCAGUGGUUCAACGCUCCGUUCGCCAUGACUGGAGAGAAAGUGGAUCUUAAUGAAGAGGAGACCAUCUUGAUCAUCCGUCGUCUCCACAAAGUGCUCCGCCCCUUCCUGUUACGCAGAUUAAAGAAGGAAGUGGAGGCACAACUUCCAGAGAAGGUGGAAUAUGUGAUCAAGUGUGACAUGUCAUCUCUUCAGAGGGUGUUGUACAGACACAUGCAGGCCAAGGGGGUUCUUCUGACUGAUGGAUCAGAGAAAGACAAGAAGGGUAAAGGAGGCACGAAGACACUGAUGAACACCAUCAUGCAGCUGAGGAAGAUCUGUAAUCACCCUUACAUGUUCCAGCAGAUAGAGGAAUCCUUCUCUGAACAUUUAGGAUUCUCUGGUGGGAUAGUCCAGGGGCCUGAUCUUUAUCGGGCAUCAGGAAAGUUUGAAGUGUUGGAUCGUAUCCUGCCCAAACUGAGAGCUACAAACCACAAAGUGCUGCUCUUCUGUCAGAUGACCUCACUCAUGACCAUAAUGGAGGACUACUUUGCGUACCGCAACUUCAAGUAUCUGCGUCUGGAUGGCACCACAAAGGCUGAAGACAGAGGGAUGUUACUGAAGACGUUCAAUGAUCCAGAGUCGGAGUACUUCAUCUUCCUCCUGAGCACAAGAGCUGGAGGUCUCGGCCUCAACCUGCAGUCUGCUGACACUGUGGUCAUCUUUGACUCUGACUGGAACCCACAUCAGGACCUGCAGGCUCAGGACAGAGCCCACCGUAUUGGUCAACAAAAUGAGGUGCGAGUGUUGCGUCUCUGCACAGUCAACAGUGUAGAGGAGAAAAUCCUUGCCGCUGCCAAAUAUAAACUCAAUGUGGACCAAAAGGUCAUCCAGGCUGGCAUGUUUGAUCAGAAGUCUUCUAGCCAUGAGCGCAGGGCAUUCCUGCAAGCCAUCCUGGAGCACGAGGAGCAAGACGAGGUCUGGGGUCAAGAAGUGUGUCUACGCAUGAAUGAAGAGGAUGAGGUGCCAGAUGAUGAGACGGUCAACCAGAUGAUCGCCAGGAGCGAGGAGGAGUUCGACCAGUUUAUGCGUAUGGACCUGGACAGGCGGCGAGAAGAGGCCCGUAACCCGCGGCGAAAACCUCGUCUGAUGGAGGAGGAUGAGCUGCCCACUUGGAUCAUGAAGGACGACGCGGAGGUUGAGCGGCUGACCUGCGAGGAGGAGGAGGAGAAAAUGUUCGGACGAGGUUCUCGGCAGCGAAAGGAGGUGGACUACAGCGACUCACUGACUGAGAAGCAGUGGCUCAAGCAGGCGAUAGAGGAGGGAACACUGGAGGAGAUGGAGGAAGAGGUACGUCACAAAAAGACGACCCGCAAGAGGAAGAGGGACCGGGACCUGGAUCUACCUGGUCCUUCCUCUUCCUCCGGGGGACGAGGACGAGGGGACAAAGAUGACGAUGGGAAGAGGCAGAGGAAGAGGGGACGACCACCUGUGGAGAAACUUUCCCCAAAUCCUCCUGCCCUCACAAAGAAGAUGAAGAAGAUUGUGGACGCUGUCAUCAAAUACAAAGACAGCGCCAGUGGGCGUCAGCUGAGCGAAGUGUUCAUCCAGCUGCCGUCUCGAAAAGAGCUGCCAGAGUACUACGAGCUGAUCCGCAAGCCUGUGGACUUCAGGAAGAUCAAGGAGAGGAUUCGAAGUCAUCGCUACCGCAGUCUGGGCGACCUGGAGAGAGACGUCAUGCUGCUCUUCCAAAACGCUCAGACCUUCAACCUGGAGGGAUCACUGAUAUACGAAGACUCCAUCGUGCUCCAGUCGGUGUUCACCAGUUUGAGGCAGAAGAUUGAGAAGGAGGAGGAGAGUGAGGGAGAGGAUAGUGAAGAAGAGGAGGAGGAGCAGGAGGAAGGAUCAGAGUCAGAAUCUCGCUCAGUGAAAGUGAAGAUCCGUCUGGGCAGGAAGGAUAAAGGUGGAGAUCGAGGGAAGGGACGCAGCAGACGAACAGGACGCACCAGAGCCAAACCUGUUGUCAGUGAUGACGACUCUGAGGAUGAGCAAGAAGAGGAGCGCUCCCCCAGUGCCACUGAUGAAGAGUCCUGAACUGUACUGUGACAUGGAAGAAAAGGGGGCAUAAAGGGAUAUUCCACCACAUAUACAGUAAAUAAAACAUGCCUGUCAGCUCCAUCUAUCCUCAGUCAAACGUCAAAGGACAAAAAUAGAAGGUUUGCAAUACUACGAUGUCACAUGGAAACUGUACAAUAUCAUAAUCAUACAUGAUAAAAUACACAAAUUAAUUAGGCAAUGCACAUCACUGCAUUAAAUUGAUUCUUUUUCUCUGCUGUUGCUUAGUUGAAGGAAGUCUUAACAACAAGAAAUCAAAUAAGCUUUGUAUCAUUGUGUACAAGUUUUACUCAGUAUGUAAGCACUAUUUGAAUGAGCCAGUUUAAAUGCGUAAAGACAGUGGCUUAGAAAAAGAAAACUGAUCAACAUAAAAAUCCAGCAGUUAGGGAUGCAACAAUAAUCAAUAUAACACUAUAUUGUGAUAACCAAGAGCAAACAUGCUACACACUGGACUGCACACAGCAGAACUUUUCCCACAUACUUCUCUUUUUAAGAAGCUGCUAGUUCUAAUAAAACAUGUUAAAGGUGUGGCACCUCAAGCAGAAUCACUACAAACUUACAGACACAGCUACCAGACACUGUGCAGUGAGGUUAUCUUUGUCACUUUGGUAUGUUUUAAUGCCAUUUGAGGAUAUUUUUUAAUCCUAUUUCAAUAUUUUUCUCAAUGAUAUAAUUCAAUGAAGGAAUUUAAACCAAGAUAAUUGCGCUAUUAAAUUUUUUAUAAUCAGCCUUUACUCACUGGGAGCCUUCCUCACCUCAACUGAGAAAACAGACUGCAAAUGCCCUGAAGCCAUGAGCAGCUGCAUAUUUCUGAAUCUAACUGCAGCAAUUACAUCGGUAAUAUUCUAUCCCCGAUUUAGCAUUUGUAAGCUGUAUACAAACAUUUAAUAAAUGGUUUAUAACACAUUGUUAUGUAGUUGCACGCAGCUGUAAGGACAUUUCCAAGUGUUCAUUCAUGUACAGUAUUUGUCAGAAAAUUAUAACUUACACUAUGAAAACACAUUUUAUAUCAUUAAGUAUUGAUUUAUAAACCAGCCUCUGCUUAUGAGUGCAUACAGGAGGUGUUAUAGUUGUUGACAAAUACAUAAAUAAACACUUCAUAUCUGCUUAUAACUGCAUUAUAGUCUAUUAUAAAACAUUUAAUAAAUGUUUAUAUAUUGUUUAUAAAUGCUAAAUAAGCAAGUUAAGAUAAAGUGUUACUAACCCAAACAAGCUUUAAGAAGAAUAAAGCUUCAAUUAGUUAAACUCUGACAUUAAUGUGUUGUUGAUAAACAAGCCCAGAAUUAUCCAGGUUUUCUCAUUUUGUUUGGACAAAAUGUACUAAAAACUAGUUCCUAGCUACCUGAAGAGUUAAAUCUGUUGGGAACCAGGAAGUGAAGUAAACAACAUUGAAUAUAAACAGAAAAUAUUUUCAGACAGAGCUGGGUUUUUUUUUUUUUUUUUUCUUUCUACUCAGCUUGAAGCUAACACCUUACCCUACAUUACUUUUGGAUGUAAACAAACCUACUGCUUCACCUCUGCUUCACUGUGACGUGUCGUAACAGCCGCUUUGGAGCCACUGUGAUUACUGAGGUGUGUGCACAUCACAUAUUAGUGACCGGGGCUCACUGUUUGAGUUGGAAAUCAAGCCCGCUGUGGGCGCAGGGCGGUUUCCAGACUUCUCAGAAGCUCUUUAGCAACACAGUAAUUUGACUGAGGUUUAAUGGAGUUGAGUCCAGGUUGCUCUCCAGUAUUGUAUAUAUGGUACAACAGUAUAAAAACAAACUACUCCACCUCGCUGCUGCUUACCUGUUACACUUCCAGUAUAAGCACUUAUAACUGUUGAUUGUAGACUUAAAGAAUCAUGAGGUUGUAUUUCAUCAAUGAGUACUGUAACUUUAAUUGCUUCUCCUUCAGUUAUUGUGUGGUGAUUUUAGGAUUUCAGAACUAUUUGAUGUACUUUUGGCACUUUUUAUGUUUUUGAUUUCAAGACAAAGGACCAGAGGGACAGUGGCUCUUCUCUGCUUGUGAAUGCCUGAUGGCUGUAUGGUGUUGGAUACGCUGUAUAGAGUUUUUUCUAGAAUAUAAUGUCCAUGCACGUGUAUACAGCUCGCGAGUUCAGUACUGUACUUUUCUCAUUAUGCUAGGUUACUAGAAUGAAGAACACAUAACCAAAGCAACAAUGUUUUCGCCACUAAGUUAUUAAGAUCUGUCUGUUGUGUUGUGUCAUUAUCGCUGGAACUUGAAACAUAACAAUAAACCACAGUAAAAGUGAA
This is a messenger RNA of Seriola aureovittata, 7601 nucleotides long. Its product is annotated as transcription activator BRG1. Gene Ontology annotation, biological process: positive regulation of transcription by RNA polymerase II. The coding region runs from base 175 to 5325 and encodes 1716 amino acids. The record is from RefSeq and is a predicted model, not a curated record. Lineage: Eukaryota; Metazoa; Chordata; Actinopteri; Carangiformes; Carangidae. Gene Ontology annotation, cellular component: nucleus. Gene Ontology annotation, molecular function: histone binding; ATP-dependent chromatin remodeler activity; DNA binding. The transcript has 33 exons.